This is a messenger RNA of Alosa alosa (allis shad), 1358 nucleotides long. RefSeq names its product prodynorphin (gene pdyn). NCBI's taxonomy places the organism in Eukaryota, Metazoa, Chordata, Actinopteri, Clupeiformes, Clupeidae. Gene Ontology annotation, cellular component: dendrite; neuronal cell body; plasma membrane. Gene Ontology annotation, molecular function: opioid receptor binding. The record is from RefSeq and is a predicted model, not a curated record. Bases 148 to 885 code for a protein of 245 amino acids. Gene Ontology annotation, biological process: sensory perception; neuropeptide signaling pathway; chemical synaptic transmission. The transcript has 3 exons.
AACUUCCGUUCAGAGAGGACGAACAUCAAUACGGUCGCUUUUCUAUAGGCUGAAGGUCUUGAAAUAAGUUGACUCCUCUCCCUUCCCGGAGAAGCGCCAGGGAAAGGCUCGGUUUCCCUUCCAUCGAGGUAAGGCUGUGAUAACAGGAUGGAGCGGUAUGUUUGUGUGCUCGUGCUGAUAUUGAGCGCUCCAGCCCUGGCAGCAGCGGACUGCGCCUCGCGCUGUUUGAAAUGCGCGCAGGAGUUGCCCCGCGCAGACACAUCCGUGGACAGUCUGGCUUGCACGUUAGAGUGUGAAGGGGCUGUCACGAGCUCGUGGGAAUUAAAUAAAUGUGAUCGAAUCCUCAACCAGCAGCCUGCGGGUUUUACUUCUGAUGACGAUGCGCACAGCGCGCCCGACGCAGAGGAUAACCAAGAGUCUUCUCUACCGAGCCUGGUCAAGCGCUACGGCGGCUUCAUCAAGCGGAUUGAUAAAAAUAAACUUUUCAAAUCCCCUUGGUAUGACAAUGCUGUUCUAAAAGGACUUUUCGCCAAGAAACUCGGUGAACCUCUUGGAAAAUUUGGUGAGCGUGAGGUACCGGAAUUAGCAGAGGACACCGAGCGCGAGGAUGUGGCAUCAGAGAGCGAUACUGGAGUAUAUGACGACGCUGCCUUAAACCCUGUCAAACGUUACGGAGGAUUUUUACGUAAAUUUCCAAAGCGAAGCGAGUCCUCGGAGGAAAGCGACCGGCAGGAGCUGCAGAAGCGGUACGGCGGGUUCAUGCGCAGGAUUCGACCCAAGCUCAGAUGGGAUAACCAGAAGAGAUAUGGAGGUUUUUUAAGGCGUCACUUCAAAAUCUCCGUGAGAUCGGAGGAGGAACCAGCAUAUGAUGAUGUUGGUCUUUAGGCCAUCGCUUAAACUGUCCUUACUGCCGCCUUUCACUCAAAACUUCUUUCGCAAAUCCGUGAGAAUGUUAUCCAUAGAGUCACUCAUCUGUGUUCCCGAGGCUGGUUGUGUCACUGCGGGUUCAGAUCACCUCGUAGGAAAACAGACUUGUGUCCUUGUCAAGUCACUAAGUCUAAUGGACAUUCAGGUGAAUAAAAAACAUUUGUUGUUGUGCGUAAACACAUACACUGUGCGUCCUGUAUUGAAACCCGUUAUGCUUGUUUGAUUAAACUAUAGGCUAAACAUAAUAAAGGCAAGUGCGUAAUUUGCCAAAGCUGCAAGGAAAUGAUGUGUUGCGUUACUUUACAGAACCUGAAUAUGUCGACACUUCUGCUCUUAUUGACAGUGUGUUUAACGUUGUUUUGGCUGGAGUUGGCCUUAGUGUAUUUAAAUGUUUAUACUUCGUUAAUAAAGUUUAUUUCACUUGAAAGAAA